This is a messenger RNA of Melampsora larici-populina 98AG31, 3363 nucleotides long. RefSeq lists its product as uncharacterized. The record is from RefSeq and is a predicted model, not a curated record. The transcript has 7 exons. The coding region runs from base 66 to 3023 and encodes 985 amino acids. NCBI's taxonomy places the organism in Eukaryota, Fungi, Basidiomycota, Pucciniomycetes, Pucciniales, Melampsoraceae. Gene Ontology annotation, molecular function: lipid binding.
UGCAAUUCAUUCACUUCCUCAUCACUCAGUCGAUUCUCAACUUUCACUUCGAGCACCUUGCUGUGAUGAAGCCGAGAUCCGAGUAUGAACAAUCUCAAUAUGAAGAAAAUAGUGAAUUUGUGUUAUCGGAUGAGGAACGAGAACCUUUGUCUGAACCUGGUGGUGAAAUCAUAGCUGACAGUCCAAAUCCUGGGGAGCCCAGGAGUCCCAACAUCUCAAACUCUCUCAAUGGCUCCAGUCAACAAUUCAUCAAUCACAUCGAUACGGUGGUGUCGAAAGUCAAGUCACUUGCCCAAGGUGGUACAUGGGAGUCUGUUUUGAGGCAUCGCAGUGGUGUUGAGGUUUUUGCGCAAAAGAAUGUCGCAAUGAUCGGCAACACAAAGGUGGCACCUGUCUUCAAAGGUGUAGGAUUGAUCAGGGGAUAUUCUCCCGCAUCUGUCUUUUCAGUGAUAGGCUCGAGUAAAUUGUGGGAUGAUUGGUACGAGGACGGGAACUUGGUUGAAAAUCUGAGUGAUGAAGUUAGUUUGACGUAUAUGUGUAUGCAAGCGGCUUUGGGAACCCGGACGAGAGAUCUAUCUUUGGUCGAGAAGGUGGAGGUUACGGACGACGGAUCAGUUUUUUUCUGUGCAUCUUCGGUGGAUACGCCGCGGGUUCCUCCAGUGCCGGGACGAGUAAGAGCUCACAUCGAGCUCAAUGGUUGGGUACUUGAGCCCGCAGACCUAUCUUCGGCGGGCCUUACUGACUCUACGUCAUCGAUCGGCACCAAAAUAUCGUAUUAUUUGCAAAUUGACGUCAAGACAUUCAUCCCUGAAGCUAUCAGCCAGCGAUACCUAGCCAAACGACCGUUAUGUAUCACGAAAAUUGACUCGUACCUUCAAAAGCACGGCUCUCCACUUCAGAUGGAAGGAAUAGACGAGAGCGAGUCCCAUCCUCGACAAGGCGGAAACCGCAAGACAUUUAAUCGUGGAUUCUUGUCGCUAAAUGCGUUAAACCAGCCCAACAGUAAAACGAAAAAUCGCAGUUCUUCUUCCUCGGUUGUCUCCAGUCUAAACGCCUCUUCCGAUCAGACCCCUUCCAGAAGCCGGAAACCAACAUUUGCCAGUCUCGGACGCUCGCAUAAAUUUCACCUCCAGCGUCCAUUAUCAACAUCCAACUCUGUACCUGCCAUCAAUCUCCAGAGUCCCAAUCUCCCGUCAGAUUUUGCUCCAACCACUGAUAGAACUUUGCUUUCCCCGCCCAACUCCACCCCUGCCCAACAUGUCCAUCGAGACGAUGAUCACGUUCUGAUGAUCGACCAUGUCCCUGUAAACCAAGCAGCACUCAGUUAUCAAGCUUUAAAUUCGGCUCUUGGCGAAUUUGAAACACAGCUAAUAGAUCGCAGUAAUAAUGAGCAGUCUUGGACAGUAGCGAACGACUGUAUGAACCUCCACAAGAUAUGGUACAAGCCAUAUUCUACCUCUGCAGGAGUGAGCUCAAAGGAUUGCGUUAGGCUGCCAUUGGUGGGUGGCGAGGUCACCAUAUUGUCGUCUUACCAUGAUCGACUGCGACCACUCACCAAAGAACAAGUCCUAAUUACGCUCACGAGUAACGUGGCUCAGCAACUCUGGGAUGUGAAUCUUGUCGCUCAUGGUCUAUCCGAAACGGAUACCAGCCCUCAUCCCAGUUUGAUUAAGACUGAAAACGGGUUCGACCAGAGCACGCAUAUCGGUGCCAUGCGCGGCAUCCAUCCCCACCUACCCGAACGCUCACUGUUUUGUUUUGAUCAAAUGGUCGUGAGGCAAUCCAAGGAUAACAAAGAAAACAGCGUUUCUGCCAGGAUCACAGUAAUUCAAAGUUCGACGCAAUCGAAUAUGGACCCCUUAGACAAUUCGAGUAAAAUCGAGCUACACCAUUCGGCUCAAAAUGAUCUAGAUCCCAUCUUGAAGGAUGCCAUUUCCGCCAAGACUCUCAGUCACCUGAAAUUAUCUGGAUGGCUGAUUGAAACGGGUAGACUUCAGGACGAGAUCAAAUUGACUCACCUUUGCGCCUUAGAACUCAAUUCAACGCAACAAGCUCUUUCGGAUCAAAAGGUGUUAUCGCCUUUUAUUGAACGAAUCAUCAUCAGUAAUAUUGCAAACAGACCACAUGAUGUUCACCAGUUCAUCCUGGACAAUGGUUUUUUCCCUGGAUGGAUCCGUUGGACGGAAGGGGAGAUUCUAUACCUGGGCGAUUGUGUUCGUAGCGAUUCCGAGUUGAUAGAAGUGGACGCGGCUCGGAAAGGCGAAGUAGAAUGGAGAUUUCGAAGACACAAGACUAGUGGCGCUGUUAUUGAGGAUGCAAUCACAACGGCCCUUGCGCUUGGCAGUACUGAGUCGCAGAUAUGUUGGUUCCAGUGGAGUAGCCAGAUGUAUGAGUGUGGGAUUGAAUUAACUCUGGAUCCCCCGGAAGCCGCAAAAGUGUUGCGGGUGAAAAAGAUGGACAACACACUUCAAUUCAACUGGAACCCAUCCAGCCUCCCAGCAGAGGCAAGUGAUUUGCGUCUACGUGCAAAGCAAAUCAGUGAUCACAAGAACGCAUACCCUGGUAAUGUGAUUGUGAAUGGGGAGCUGUUGAAGGAGGAAGUUUACCCGCCUGUCCGCAGUUCGAAACGCAAACAUUCAUCUGCAAUCAAAUCACCCACGAGUCUCCGAAAUGGGGUCAUAAACUCAGAUUCUAGCAGUACUGGUGCCAAUACAAAAGAAACCAGACCGCCUUCUGAUGCAAGCGGUCCUAACCUAGUUCUCGCGGGCAUCAAGACAGAUCAUAGGGAACCGAUGCAAGGGUCAUCGACAGCCACUCUCAGCGCUUCCGAUCGUAGGUUCUCUCCCACAUCCAUCAUCGGGGCUGGUUCAGAUUUAUCAACGACCACAGUGAUGGACGGACAAGUGUUGGUGGACUCAAAUGUGAUGUUGAUCAUCACUCAAGACUUGUACUUCACCAAGUCUCAGGUUUUGUUCCUGUCACUCUGCGUUGGAUUGGCCUAUGCAUACGGGAAAUUCGCGUGAUCAUUUGAACGUCCUCAACUCUUAAUACUGAAGAAGGUCUUCAAAGCGUAUUUUCUUUGCACGUCUUCUUUACCAGAUUAAUUAAAUACUUCAGAGAUUGUUGAAUAAUAUAUGUGGCGUGGUGAAACUUUUUUUUAGAUGGACAAGCAUUAUGAUGGAUUUGAGCAUGCAUGAUACGGGUUCUUAUGGUGUAAUUUGUUUCGUAAUUAUGUUGUUGAUUGUUUUUGCAGCGCUUGUUGUUGUAUCGGAUUUUAUGUUUUUAAUUUGAGAAAGAAUAUUGAUUGUUGAGGUUUUUUUGUUUCUAUCUAUGCAAACAACACCCUAAUUGGUUUAGUUCAUG